AUGGAGGAUGGCAGACCGGUUUGGGAGUGGUUUCAGGAGUUAUUUAGCGAGUUGCUGCCGUCGGAUAAGGUUAAGCAGUUCACAGUCCAUUUCACAUGGUUCCAUAGGAGGUUCACGGUGCUACCAGUUUAUGCGAGUAAGGAUACUGUACGUAUAUACGCACGUGCAUACAUUAUGAUGCUGCUAUCCACUCCGCUGUUUAGUGACAAGAGUGUGAAUCAGGUACAUAUUCAAUGGUUGCCAUUUGUGGCGAGGCUUGACGACAUGGGUACUUACAGCUGGGGUUCAACUGCGUUGGCAUGGCUAAUUGAUGCAUGUGUCAGGUGGCCAACAGAAAUGUCACAAACUUGGCAAGCCCCCUACAGCUACUACAGUCUUGAAUCUUCUAGCGGUUCUCCACUCUCAGGCCGCAUGGAUUUGACAACUUUUCUUUUCCGUCGGCAUCCAGUACCCACAUCUGAUGGGAAGGAGCAAAGAAUUAUCCAGUUUUGCCUUGCAUUAGACCGGCUGGGUGGUCAAGACCCUUAUGAUAUGCUUGACGUACUUUCCAUUGUUCAUCCAAAGAUUCUAGUUGAGGAGCACGGUCGGUUAUGGCGGACGGACACUGGCCUGAUAUAUUUUGCUGUCAAUGAGUGGCAUCAAGUUGAUAGGGUGGUCUCACAGCUCGGUGGCGUACAGCAUGGACCUGACACAGCGUUGAACAUAGACUGGCUUCAUGGCAAGGAUGGUAGGAGUGGAGAUAAGUGGUUCCUUACUUAUUUUCAGACAUGGCAUUUGCAUUGGGAUAACAUAGUUGAUUCUAUCCUGACUAUCCAGAGAGUGGCUGAUCCAGGUCAGUCUGCGAAGUUCCUAGACUGGUGGUACUGUAUAGCACAUAGGUUUCUGUUGCCGGAUGCUGCAUUUACCGAUCCUAGGGUGGAGGAGAUUCCAAAUAAUGCCUUCCACAGAGGGUCGUCGUAG
Messenger RNA from Arachis ipaensis, 960 nucleotides. Its product is annotated as serine/threonine-protein phosphatase 7 long form homolog. Gene Ontology annotation, biological process: meristem development; meristem maintenance. Lineage: Eukaryota; Viridiplantae; Streptophyta; Magnoliopsida; Fabales; Fabaceae. The record is from RefSeq and is a predicted model, not a curated record.